Molecule: messenger RNA, 1244 nt
Organism: Saccoglossus kowalevskii
Lineage: Eukaryota; Metazoa; Hemichordata; Enteropneusta; Harrimaniidae
Product: protein tyrosine phosphatase domain-containing protein 1-like
Biological process (GO): protein dephosphorylation; cilium assembly
Molecular function (GO): protein tyrosine phosphatase activity
Source: RefSeq, a predicted model, not a curated record
AUUAUGAGUACUGCCAUGUCAAUUGAUGCUGGGGUCAUAUCUGGUAAAAACAAAAGACCAAUCCGAAGUCGUCUAUCUCGUGGACCAUUUCCGCGGCGUAGUUCUAUUCUGAGUCAACUUAGUGAAAGCAUGGAUGUUGAAGAAGAUAAUCAGGAUGUUUUUAUCGUUGCUAAGGCCAUGGCAUUUGUAAUUGAUGCAAAGGCCGAUCUACAUGAAAAGGCCAGAGUAGAUGCUUUUCAGGCUUUGAAACAGCGAUUGGAAUCACUGCAAAAUGAUUUGAAUGUCAGUAAUGCUAGUUGGAAUAUCUUAUCUACAGAGGAAGAUCCCUAUGUAUUGUGUACUCUUAUGUAUUCAUGGUUAGAACAUCUAAAGGAACCAAUGCUGAGUGUACAGUGCAUUCAUAACCUAAUAGAUCAUGUUGAUGACCCUAGAUCUGGGCUUAAAUUAUUGGAGAGACAUGAAAGGCAGACUUUAGAAUGCAUAAUGAAAACCGUGGCCAAACUACAACCUCUGUCCAAGGAGUUAGAAUUACCAAUAUUGAAUAGGAUUCUUGCUGCUGUGAGUGGGCAGGCUGUCACCGAUAAAAACAAUUCAUUCAUUCAGUUUUUACACUCUUAUUUAAAAGAUCUUUGCCAGAGAAUUUCUGAUAAUACCCUUUCUGAGACAGCUAGCAUUGACAGCCAGUCAAUUGGUGGUGGUGGUGAUGAGAACAAUCAAAGAAAAGCUGUGAUAGCACAUGCUGCAACUUAUACUGCUUUACCAUUAAAAGCUACGCCUCAGUCGGACUUUGCAAUGAAUAAAUCACAUAGUGAACCAUCUAUGCCUAUACCAAGUAAGAAGAAUAAUACUCUGCCGCCUAUCAAAUAAUACUGAGUCUAUACAGCAUGUCAGGUAGCAUGUCUCAAUGAUAUAUACUCCUGGUGGAUGUACAUAAUUAAUUCCUGUCUUUGUAACAGAUUAAUUCAUUUGUGUCCAUAACAAAAAAUUUGUGAAAAUUGUUCAUUCAGUAGUAUAGCAUACAUUAAUAAUUUGGGCAUGUUUCUCCGUCCUAUUAAUUUUAUUACAGCUACACAACUUACCAGUCUUUCUGUUUACAUUGCAGCUUUAAUACAAAUUUCUUUGAAACUGGGGUUUUAUUAUCAUGCCUUCUUUUUUAAGCAAACCCAUAAAAUGGUUUUGAAUAUAAACAUCCUAGGCAUAAUGCACAAACCGCAGCACGCACAUAAUCAUUCAAAAAGACAAUA